CGGGGGUUCCGCGCUGCACGUCGGGAAAUAGAGUCCUGGGUAAUGUCAUCCGACUCUGCCAGAAGACAACAUGAUCGGAAAACACAGCCAGAGCCACACACUCACGACACAGAUGCAACAGCAAACCCCAUCGGGUAUCAGAAAUGAAACCUUAUCUACUUCAUUCUCGAGCGGCAUCCAAGCCAGAGGCAUGCCGGGAAAUGGAGUCCAGUUACCCGCCUACUCUAUGGGCUGUCGGAGACUUCCUGAGCCGGGUGCAUUCUGGGAAAUCGAGUCCGCACUCGCGAAUACUCAGUUCUUGAACUGUGAAGCACACUGGGAAAUGGAGUCGUCACCACGCCCUCACCGCAUUGCAGGUGUAGACGGGCUUAUAAAGCACGCGAAGAAAUGAAGUCUCAAGUGGUCCUCACACCCCAAGUACAUACUGUAACUGGAAAAGAUAGGGUCCUAAGAAUGAGCCUAAGCCGAUCCGUGACUGCUGGAAAAAGGAGUCCCAAGUGGCCACAUAUUGGGAAGAGAAAAACGUUUCCUCCCGGCGUUCUCAAAGGACUGGAUAAACAGUCCCGUGUCUCAGAACACUUGUUUUCAGAUAUCCUACCUUUCUCUAGUAAUAUGGUUAAGACCAAGAGGGAUCCUAGAGAAUCCAAAAGAAGGGGACCGGCUACAAAAAGCAGUUUCAGCUUUCCUGCGCCUGUUGAGGCGCCCCGUUUACCGACUAAUACCCGGAAGAAAAGAAGUAGCUCCAAAGGAUACUGGGAAACUGUGUGUGUGAUCAAAGUGCUGUCCUCUCUCUGUGCUUUACUUUACUUGCAGCCUGUGUUCGUACUAAUUGUUGGGGAUUUUCUGAAGCCUAACGUCCAGUCGACUCGGUCAGUUCCCGACUGCAAUUCUCACUGGACACGGAGACAGAUUAGGGCUAACGCCUCUUUAGACUACGUUAUCCAGAAGGCAAAGCGCGAGUACUUCCGUCCCCUUUGCAAGCCUGCACACUUCAUGCUCGGACUGGAGAGGGCGUUUCUGGAGCAGCACAGACGAAUGGAUGGCUGCCGCCCUCUGACGGCUGCUCGGAGUUGAAAAGUAAAAUUUAAGUCAAGCCCUAAGGUAUAGGACCAAGAAGUCUCACUCGGGUGUGCGGCAGAAUAUAACUGAUUAUUUAACCGCCAGAACCCGUGGGACCUGAGCAGUGGGCUGGUCUUUGCAUUGAGCUCCGUUGGGGCAUUGGAGGGCGAAUGUCAGAGAUGAUCUGUAAAAUGUUUCCAACUGUCUAAGAGGGUCCUAAAGAUGUUUGGAGGAAUUGAUGGGGAGCCAUGAAGAGAUAAAAGAAGUCUUUGAUAGACUAUAAGAGGCGGAAAACAAUUGUUUGGGGCAUGAUGGAGAAAUCUCAAGAGAUCUCUGUGAAAGGUAUGUGAGAGAAUGAGAAAUUACGAAGAUCUCCGAGCAGCCUGAACAGGUGAAGGAUGGCUAAGAAACACAAGGGAGAGACUUUGGAGUUGUGUGGGUUCAUGGGAGGAGGGCUAUUGUUGCGAAUGGGAUUUUAGGUGGAAUGAAUUCAUCUGUAAAAUGCCCUUGAAAGAUUUGAGGACUUUCUAGUUAGAAGCAAAGAUCUCAGGACCAAA
Molecule: messenger RNA, 1616 nt
Organism: Peromyscus maniculatus bairdii (prairie deer mouse)
Lineage: Eukaryota; Metazoa; Chordata; Mammalia; Rodentia; Cricetidae
Source: RefSeq, a predicted model, not a curated record